GCCGCGCGCGACCUUCCCAAAAAUACGUCUUACGUAUCGUGUUUAAUUUUCAGAGUGAACGUAAUUUUUUCUUUAAGUGUAAAUAAUUAGAUUAGAAUAAAUGUGUUUUAACGUGCCAUGGUUAGCUAUUAAAGGAUUUGAAUAGAACCCAUCAAAUGUGCAGAUGUAGAAAUGUAAUACUUAAACUACGGACCUCCCCAAAAAUGAAGCGGCGAUCUCUAACGACUGUUCGCGAGGAGUCACCACCAAAGUCUCUCUGCAGUGACGUCACAAUUUACGUCAUGGUGACCACGACAGCUGUCCUCAGCUACGUCAACAGCCUCAACGGGGACUUUGUCCAUGACGAUAUACCCGCCAUAGUGACGAAUGGGGACGUGGUGGGGAGUAAUUCCUUGAAGCAAUUGUUUUUAGAUGAUUACUGGGGCAUGCCGAUGGCAGAUGCGAAUAGUCAUAAGUCCUAUCGGCCGUUGACUACGCUGAGUUUUAGGCUAAACCACGCCCUCGCGGGUCUUCGACCGUGGUGGUGGCAUGCAUGCAAUGUUGCGUUGCACGCUGCAUGUUGCGCGCUGGUUGCGCGAGCGUGCGUUACAAUAGCGCGGUUGCAGAGACCGUUUGCAGCGCUCGCGGCGUUGCUGUUUGCGGUGCACCCUGUACAUACUGAGGCGGUAGCCGGAGUAGUGGGCAGAGCUGACGUAUUAGCUUGUAUAUUCUUCCUAUCUUCCCUCCUCGCGUAUCAUAGGCCUACGAGUAAUAAGAAGUGUGUGUGGCUGAGUGUGGUGCUUGGAGCUCUAAGUAUGCUGGCCAAGGAGACGGGCAUCAUGAUAUUUAUACUGAAUCUAGCCUUCGACUUUUAUAGAUGUUGGCCGUUUGUUAAAAGGUCGAUAUGUUCAUUAAAAAUUGAGAAGAAAUGUACUGGUCUGUCGCUAAGGACUAUUAAAGUGGUGGUGUCCUUGGCUCUGCUAGUCUGCUUAAGGCUGGCUUUAUUGCAAGGAACGUGGCCUUCUUUUUCGCCUCAGGAUAAUCCUGCUGCAUUUCAUCCUAGUUUUUUUGUAAGAUUGCUGACUUUCUGCUACUUAGCAGCGUUCAACUGGUGGCUGCUCCUGUGCCCGUGGACGUUGAGCCACGACUGGCAGAUGAGCUCAGUGCCUCUCAUCACCAGCGGCUGGGAUCCGAGGAACUUGCUCACUUGUGCAGCGUUUGGAGCUGUGCUGUUACUGUGUUAUCGGUUUAUUGCGGAUUUAGAAGUACAAAAACACACGCCAGCAGUAAUAGGCCUGCUACUCAUGGUUCUUCCCUUCGUGCCUGCCAGCAACCUGCUCGUAACAGUCGGGUUUGUGAUUGCCGAGAGAGUGCUUUAUAUACCCAGCGUGGGUAGUGUGAUAAUAACAGCAUAUGGAGUGCAACUGAUGUGGUGUUCCAAGCCUGGCACUAAGAUGUUCCUAGCCAUUGGCUUGGCAGUACUGGCUGCCAGUGGAGUGGCGAGGACACAUAGGAGGAACGCUGAGUGGAGAGACAGAGCUACUCUCUUGAGGGCGGAUUUAGUGACUUUGCCGCAGAACGCUAAACUGCACUACAACUUGGCGAACUUUCUACGCGAGACAGAGCAGCAAGACAGCGCCAUCAAACAUUACAAAGAAGCUUUGAGAUUAUGGCCUACCUACGCAAGCGCUCACAACAACAUAGGCACCUUAGUCUCGGGGAUGGACAACGCCGAACACCACUUCUUACAAGCCAUCAAGUUCAACAAAUACCACGUGAACGCACACUACAAUCUUGGCAAGCUUUAUAAGAAAAGUGGCCGAACACACCAAGCGGUAUCAAUGCUUGAGAAGUGCAUAUGGCUGCAGCCUCGGUUCGUGCAAGCUCACGUGGAACUCCUCACGUUGAAGACUGAGAAUGAGAAGCAGGGGAUACUCAGCAGGCUGGUGGAUCUGGAGCCUGGGAACUGGGAACAUUAUGUGCUGUAUGGUGACUGGUUGAGGAGUAGAGGCUUACCAGCGCCAGCAGCAAAAUACUACCUAGAAGCCACAAGACUGAGUUUUAGGUAUCGAGGAGCAGAACGCAACGUCAGAGCAGAUCUAAUAUCCUUCAGAUAUACUGCGCUCAUGUACCGGUCACUGGGACAGAAGUCUAGGACACUACAGUUAUUAACAAGAUGGCAUACAUGGCGACGAGGCUGGCCGAGCGCGGCGGCUGCGCAUAUGUACUUAAGAGACUGGAGACUCAAGAUGGAGUUGGAGGGAAGAGCGCAAUUAUAUUCUAAGGCUGUCAAUCCUACUAAAUCAACAAAAUGCUUCGACCACACACAGCUAGCUGUCGGUCCAAAAGAAGAGAGAAUACCGCAAAAAGAAGAAAAAAAUAAAACAGUGAACACAAAAAGUGUGACCAAAACGUCAAGUGAUAAACCAGACAGUGACAAUAGAUCGUGUGGGACCAAAAAACGUGACUUAUCAGUUUCUUCGCAAAUAAAAACUACACACAACAAAUCUGAGAUUGGCCUGAAAGAUAAAAAGUGUACCUUGCAUAGGAAAGAUAAGAAAAAGGCAAACGGUGUCAUAGGAACUAUGGGUGCGCCUUUGGUUGAACAUAUACUUAUGAAAACUUAUUGAUUUGGUCGCUUUUUUAUGGGUUUAGGUGAGCAAUUGAGACUGUCUACUAAUAAAAAGCAAAAAAUGUCUAAAGGACAUUCUAAGUUUGAAUAUUUCUAAAAGUUUUGGGGAAAAGUGAGAGCCUUUUUGGUGUAAGUCUCGGUUGCUCAGCUAUUAACUAAGGACUAGAAUUUGAUACCUCAAUUGUUUUAAGUGACGAAAUAGUGAGUGAAACACGUGAAUCUCUAUCCAUUGGAAUGGUUCUUGCGAGUUUGUACUUUUCCAAAUAGUGUGUCAUACGAAAAUUAAGACAACUACAACUAAAUCUUUAUUUUACUCUACGUUUAGAGAAGACUUUUUCUGAUGAAAGUACCUACGAGUAUUGAUUGCCAGUUCAACACAACACCUAAAACUUUUUUAAGGUAAAUAAACUACAACAGAAACAAAUAUGUUAAGAAUUACCUAAGCCAAUUUUAAACCCUUGUCGAUAUUACGUUUAAAUAAUUCAACCAAAUUAACAAAUAACUCAAACUGUAUAACAAUGCUUACUGUACCAUGACUCUUCAACUCAGUCGUAAAAAAACAAAAGUGCAAACUCACAAGUCAGUCCAACAUGGCGUGUGAUACAAAGCGUGAUCGUUUCUUUUGACGUAGAACACGCUUGGCAGUUUUUGUUAAACAGACUUAGUUCUAGAUACGCUGACAAUAUCGCAACAUCUAGUUAAGUGGAGGUACUGUCGGCUACAUGAGUUUGUUAACACUUAAAUGUUUGCUAACAACAAUAAGCGUUUUGUUUGUAGUCAGAAUAAAUGCUUUUGGGGAUGAAUUUUUAAAUAACAAAAGCUUGUGGCUAAUUACUUUUUUCUGGUACAUCGAUUGCAAAGAAAAUAGAAAAUAUGUAUUUUUAGACAGUAGUGAGACCGCUACAUGUAAAACUCAGAAUAUAUGGGUGAUUUCUUUUUGUACUUGUCCAUUCCGUUCAGCCAUCCGUUGUCGCUCAGUCUUAGUGAGCGUCUGAAGUGUUAACAAACUUAUGUCGUCGACUGUACAUACAUCAAUUUUGGUAGCUGUUUCAAGAAAAACAGUUUCCAAAAUUGUAUGUGUUUAGAUAGAAAACUAAUUUAAAACGAUGUGUAGUAAUAAUAAAAUGAGAAACAAUCUAUUUUUGUCAGAGUGCGUGGGAGACGAUUUAUAUGAAAAUGCACAAAAUUUUUACGCUAGCAUUAGUAUUUGUAAUGAUAAACAACUGUUUCUAUAUUCAAUCGACGGAUUAAUCUAUCAGUUUUUUAUUACUUUUUUAAUGUAACGUCAGAAAAAGUGAUAUUGAAUUUUUACAUUCCAUUAUUUACUUAUUUAUUUUUGUAAUCGAUUUGAACUGCAUUUUUUACUUUUAUGAAUUUUGAAGAAGGGCGAGUAAUUAUGAUAUUAUUUGUAUUUUAUGGUUAAUUGAUGAUAAAGGAUUGUGCCACAGCUAGUUAAAGGAAUUCGCUUGGCCUUACCGGUGUUGAUGCAAAGGAGAUGAAACAAUAUACUUUGAAUGAUCUACUGCUAACAUUUGCAGUUGAAAAGAAUUUUGCUAUUGACAGCAAGAACUCAAAAUAUCGCAAUUUAAUUAAUAUUGAGACAAUAACAUGGACUUUUUAUACAAAAAUAAUAACAAUUUCUACAUAUGUAUAAUAUAUAAAUUAUCAAUUCCAAUAAAAACACGCAUUUCAUUUUCCGUAAACACAAAAUUCUUUUUAAAAUAUAAAGUAACUUUUAAAUAAAAACGAUUUAUAUAAUUUUAGUUACGACUGUUGUUUUUAUAAGUUGUUGCUGUCAAUAGCAAAAUAGCGAAUAGCGAAUCUCAAAUACACACUAAGAUGUAAAUAUUAUUUGUAAGUAUAGACUUUGGCACGUGACAAUGCUUUGAAUGUACUGAGAAUAAACGAUUUAAUUAUA
Molecule: messenger RNA, 4529 nt
Organism: Helicoverpa zea (corn earworm)
Lineage: Eukaryota; Metazoa; Arthropoda; Insecta; Lepidoptera; Noctuidae
Product: protein O-mannosyl-transferase TMTC1-like
Exons: 15
Coding region: 156-2609 (817 amino acids)
Biological process (GO): protein O-linked glycosylation via mannose
Molecular function (GO): mannosyltransferase activity; protein binding
Source: RefSeq, a predicted model, not a curated record